Plodia interpunctella (Indianmeal moth) is the source of this 611-nucleotide messenger RNA. RefSeq lists its product as uncharacterized. NCBI's taxonomy places the organism in Eukaryota, Metazoa, Arthropoda, Insecta, Lepidoptera, Pyralidae. The record is from RefSeq and is a predicted model, not a curated record. The transcript has 4 exons. Bases 135 to 611 code for a protein of 158 amino acids.
UUGUUUACGCUGCAUGUGUUUUAAUGCUUAUCAAUAAUGAAAUAAAGCUAUGGAUUGUCGAAUUCGAAUCCUUAGAAAUUGGGACAGGUGAUAUUAAACAUAAUGAACAAUGCAAGAAAUUUUUUUAAACUUAUAUGAAUAUUGUUGCGGCAUUUGAUGUUUAUAAGAAGGCGUUUCAAAUACCGAUUUUUCUCCAGACCAUUGAUAUUUUUAUCCACUGUCUUUUAUAUUUGCACGUUAUGAUUGAGAUAGACCAAUUAACAGCUUCAUCUGAUAUAUCGUUGCAAGAUAUAUUAGAAACAGUCGCCGCAAUGUACUUGGCGGACAAGAAGGAAAUCUUCCAGAUAAUACUUUGUUACCAACACGAAUGCUUUUACAAGAAUAUCAAUGCUGCUAGUAAAAUUAGCGCAAUCUUUAUUUGUGGAUCUGAUAAAGAAAAGAGGAGAGUUUGCAAGUUAUUACAGGAGACCAAUAGGAAUGCGAUGAACAAAAUGCUGGCCUGUCAGCUGAUUCUAGUGGACUUCAAGCCACCUCUUCGUCUAUUCGCCGUCAUUGUCAACUACACUGCUCUUAUAUUACAAUUUGCAUUGCAGAAAACUGGAAAAAUAUAG